AGCAAUCUUCUUUUCCUUCGAAAUUGAAGCAAGCGGCUAGGCAAUUGAUAUAUUAAACACUAUAAAUAUUGUAAAUUUUUUUAUAUAUAAAAUUUAAUAUAUAAAAUGGGUAAAAAAGAUAAAAAUAAGAAAAAAGGUAAAGGAGCUGAAAAAACAGCAAUGAAAACAGAUAAGAAACUUGCUGCAAAACAAAAGAAGCUGCUUUUAAAAAUUGGCGAGGCUGCUAUUGAAGAAAUCGUUGCAAAUUUAGAAAGUGAAGAAGCACGUUUAAAAGAAGUUACAGAAACAAUAUGUGAAUGUCCAAGUCCACGAUCAAAUUUUACAUUAACAGCUCAUCCGGAAAAAGAUGAAAUAAUCCUUUUUGGGGGAGAAUUUUUUAAUGGACAAAAAAUUUGUAUUUAUAAUGAUUUGUACUUUUAUAAUAUCAGUAAAAAUGAGUGGAGAUUAGUGAAAUCACCAUCUGGUCCAGCACCAAGAAGUGGUCACCAGAUGUGUAGUGUAGCUAAAGAAGGUGGACAAUUGUGGUUAUUUGGAGGAGAACAUGCGAGUCCUUCACAAAUGCAAUUUUAUCAUUACAAAGAUCUGUGGGUUUUUCAAUUGGCAAAUAAAAGAUGGGAAAAAAUAUCUGCACCAAAUGGACCAUCACCACGUAGUGGACAUCGAAUGACUGUUACAAAAAAGAAAUUAAUUGUAUUUGGUGGUUUUCAUGAUAAUAAUCAAGCAUAUAAAUAUUUUAAUGAUGUUCAUAUGUUUUCUUUGGAAUCAUAUACUUGGUUAAAAAUUGAUAUUACGGGUACUAUUUUACCUCCUCCAAGAUCUGGUUGCUGUAUAUCAGCAUCACCUGAUGGUAAGAUUCUUAUAUGGGGUGGUUACAGUAAGUCUCAAGUUAAAAAAGAAAUCGACAGGGGGACCACUCACACGGAUAUGUUUGCUUUAACUCCGGACAAAUCGCAACCAAAUGAAAAAUUCAAAUGGACAACAGUAAAACCUGGUGGAUUUAAACCUUUACCACGUAGUAGUGUUGGCUUUGCUCAAGCUGCUAACGGAAAAGUUUAUUGUUUUGGUGGUGUAAUGGAUAUAGAAGAAGAUGAAGAAAAUUUGAGAGGUCAAUUUGGUAAUGAGCUUUAUUGUUUAGACAUUUCAAAUAAUACAUGGCGCUUGCUGGAUAUACAUAAAAAAGAAAAAUCUAAAGGAAAAAAAACUGGAGUUGCCGACUGUGAAAUGGACGAAAGUAAAGAAGAAACAAAAACUCAAACAACUACUGAUGGUAUUUUUACAAUAACUGUGGCUGGACCUAGUUCAUCGUCAUCCGAAAUACAUACACAUAAAGAAGGUACGAUAUCAAAAUUUGAACCAUCACAUCGAAUGAAUGCUGGCUUAUGUGUUAUAAAGGGAAAUCUUUAUGUUUAUGGUGGGAUUUAUGAAGAUGAUUACAAUAAACAAUUCACUUAUAACGAUUUAUAUUCAUUGGAUCUGCAUAAAUUGGAUGAAUGGAAAACUAUAAUAACAAACACCCAACAUGAUUGGAUGGAUGAUGAUUAUGAUAAAGAUAGUAGUGGUUCUGAAACUGGUAGUGACAGUGAAACUGAAACUGAUGAAGAUGAAGACGGUGAAAGUAUGGAAACAGAUUAAGAAAAGUUACUAUGUUUUUUUUUGUGUGUCUCAAUUUUGCUUUUCAACAAAUUUGUGUUAUUUGCAGAUUUUAUACUUAACGUAAUUAUUGAAUGAGAAACCAAUUAUUUUUAUAUUUUAAAUAAAAAUAUACGUCUACUUAUUUUAUAUUCUGCUAGUAUAA
This is a messenger RNA of Condylostylus longicornis, 1795 nucleotides long. RefSeq names its product kelch domain-containing protein 4. Gene Ontology annotation, molecular function: protein binding. The record is from RefSeq and is a predicted model, not a curated record. The coding region runs from base 106 to 1632 and encodes 508 amino acids. NCBI's taxonomy places the organism in Eukaryota, Metazoa, Arthropoda, Insecta, Diptera, Dolichopodidae. The transcript has 4 exons.